AAUAGACCAAAUCUGGAUGAACUUGCAUAUAACUACUCUAGAUUAUGCAUACAUUCUGGAUACAACUCCUACAGACUCAGAUCACAACAUCACUCUGCUAGAAGUUACUUUAUCAGCUACUCCAAUAUCACUUUACAAACAACCUAAGCGGAAAAUAACUUUCUGGAAACAUGCAACUGAUGAACAAAUAGAAAAAUGCCAAAACCACCUAGAUGGAAACUAA
Molecule: messenger RNA, 223 nt
Organism: Racocetra persica
Lineage: Eukaryota; Fungi; Glomeromycota; Glomeromycetes; Diversisporales; Gigasporaceae
Source: the annotation of a GenBank genome assembly